UGUUGCGUGAAGGAACAUGGCGUAGAAAUAUAGAGACAGAGGAAGGGGAAGGUGCGCACUUCGCACGUGCUGGAGACAGGCUCCAGCUAACGUGCGCACUUCCUUCUCAUUGCACUACUUGUCCUCGUCACUUACCAGCUAAUGUGCCUGGCAGACCUACAAUUUGAUUAUAUAAAUCCUUAUGAUUCCUCAGUUCGAAUAAAUAAGGUGGUUUUGCCUGAAUUUAUUACGCAAGGUGUCCUAUGCUGCUUUUACCUUGUUACAAGACAUUGGAUUAUGGCACUCGUUUGUGCUCCCUAUCUCUACUACAAUGUUCGGUUGUACAGACGAAGAAGGCAUUUGAUUGAUGUUACUGAGAUAUUCAACCUGGUCUCUUGUGAAAAGAAGCAACGGCUUGUCAAACUCUUCUAUCUUGUUUUUACCCUUUUCCUCUCCGUAUUUUGGAUGAUCUACUCAUCAAUGAAUCAAUAAUUGCAGUUGAUUGCGUGUAUAGUGCUGCAAACUCCCAGAUGUGUCUCGUAGAGAACUGUUAAUUACUUCUCAUAUGCAAUGCUAUCAUGAUUAACAUGUACUUCAGGGGUGAAGAAAAAUUCAAGGGACGGGUUGUCUGUUGAAGGAAGAUUGAAUCAGUGUUGUUCUUGCAAUUCAUGUUCAUUCUCAGAAUAAAAAAUCGAAGUACGUUCCUGCUUUUCUCUAUCUUUGGGUAUCAAACUUCAUAGAAAAGAGACUAGAAACAUGAUUGAACCUUCCUUGUUUUUGGUUGAUGCUGGCAUAGCGCUAUGUUGGGUCAGGGGAAAGCUGUGCACAAGAGUCUGUUCCGGGGGUUCGGUACAUCAUCGAACAAAUAAACUGAUGCAAGUAAUAAAAUCAACAUUUUAUUUAAAAAUAUUUAAGUUGAUCUAAACUCUACGCGGAAGAAGUAAAAGCUACUUUCCUUGUUUAGAUUUGUUAUGUAAUGGAAGAACGUGAUUUAUCUAUUCCUGUCCACAGUUCACAAUUUUAUUUCGGUAAAACACCUUUUUGUGUAAGAUAUAUUCUUCUGGGGACAUAUUCAAUUCUUUAUUCAUCAUACAUUACAAUACAAGUAAAAUAUUCUAAUAUAAGGUUUAAUUUACGACUUAAACCACGCCUGAUGAUUAUUAGAGUUAAAAUUUAAGUUGUUUACCUUCUUAUUUGUCAUUGUGGCCCAGUUUAAAAACUUUAAAACAACUGUAAAAGUCACAUUUUCCUUCCACUAUCCUCAGCCUUUUCUUUAGGCCUUUAUCCAAACAUAAUAAUACAAAUGUGUGUUUUGGUACAUAAAGAAUAUUUUUGCCUGAAAUUUUAUUUUAUGUAA
Molecule: messenger RNA, 1336 nt
Organism: Abrus precatorius (Indian licorice)
Lineage: Eukaryota; Viridiplantae; Streptophyta; Magnoliopsida; Fabales; Fabaceae
Product: protein cornichon homolog 4-like
Exons: 6
Coding region: 142-471 (109 amino acids)
Biological process (GO): vesicle-mediated transport
Source: RefSeq, a predicted model, not a curated record